AUGAAUGUCUCCGGAACCCGCUCGUCAGCGCACACCUUGUGCGUCGGUGUCGCAAGAUGCCUUGAAGGCUCGGAUUGUGUUCUCGACGCCUCAUGCGGUGAAUGCUCGGGUGUCGCGUGCACUCGAAUCCUCUCCAACAAUAUGGACGACAACAAGGAUAUCGCUCUCACCUGUCUACCGUAUGACACUCGCGGCUAUCGAACGCCGCAACUCGAGGAGGACGGCUGCCGGCAGGUUGGCGAUCGCCAAAUAUGCAUCUGUUAUAGUCAUGAUUACUGCAAUUCGACAUACCACCGACAACUCAUGGGUCUUUCUUGUGUUCUUCUCCUUAUUAAUUUACUCAAUGUUUUAUAA
Caenorhabditis bovis is the source of this 354-nucleotide messenger RNA. The record is from the annotation of a GenBank genome assembly. Lineage: Eukaryota; Metazoa; Nematoda; Chromadorea; Rhabditida; Rhabditidae.